UAAUUUCAUCCUUAUUACUCUGUUUUAGGUUGCCUGAAGCUCAGCAGAGAGUUGGAGGAUGUUUUCUAAAUUUGAUGCCACAAAUGAAAAACUUGUACCUUACAUACUGUGCCAACCAUCCAUCAGCAGUUAAUGUUCUCACAGAACACAGUGAGGAGCUAGGAGAAUUCAUGGAGAUGAAAGGUGCCAACAGCCCUGGGAUCCUUGUGCUGACCACAGGCCUCAGCAAACCUUUUAUGCGUCUGGAUAAAUACCCCACGUUACUCAAAGAACUUGAAAGACACAUGGAGGAUUAUCAUCCAGAUCGUCCAGAUAUUGAAAAAUCCAUGACUGCCUUCAAAAAUCUUUCUGCACAAUGUCAAGAAGUACGGAAGCGGAAAGAACUUGAACUACAAAUACUGACGGAAGCUAUCCGUUGUUGGGAGGGAGAGGAUAUUAAAACACUUGGCAAUGUGAUUUACAUGUCCCAAGUCAUGAUUCAGUGUGCUGGAAGUGAGGAAAAGAAUGAAAGGUAUCUUCUUCUCUUCCCUAACAUUUUGCUAAUGUUGUCUGCCAGCCCGAGAAUGAGUGGGUUUAUCUAUCAGGGAAAACUGCCAAUGACAGGAAUGACUAUCACAAAGCUUGAAGACAGUGAAAACCAUAAAAAUGCAUUUGAAAUAUCAG
Molecule: messenger RNA, 663 nt
Organism: Apaloderma vittatum (bar-tailed trogon)
Lineage: Eukaryota; Metazoa; Chordata; Aves; Trogoniformes; Trogonidae
Product: rho guanine nucleotide exchange factor 7-like
Exons: 6
Biological process (GO): intracellular signal transduction
Molecular function (GO): guanyl-nucleotide exchange factor activity
Source: RefSeq, a predicted model, not a curated record